UAGCAACUCUGGAGAUGCUCUCCGAAUCCUAUGAGGAUAUCCUAACAUAAAAGAGAAAUGCCAUUUUGUGAGAGGAGAGCUUGAGCUUGGAAGAAUGGCAUCGUAUGUGCCUGAGGAAGUGGUGAUGAAGAUCCUGUCGAUGCUGCCUCCAAAAUCUCUUACACGAUUCAAGUGUGUCUGCAAAAGGUGGAAAGCUCUCAUAGGAAACCCUGAUUUCCUCUCCAAAAACCUCCUCAAUCACUCCAUUCUCACCCAAAACCCCAGUCAUCCUCUCCGUCUUAUCCUCUUCUUUUCCCUAGACAACGUCUUCCCCGGAAAGGAAAUAUACUCUUUCCGCUCUUACGACUCCCUCCACUGCGCGUCUCAAACACCUCUAAAUCUCCCACCAGCACCACCACACGGUCCACUCCUUGACAUCGUCGCUUGCUGUAAUGGGUUGCUCUGUCUCUGGGACGUAAGCCUAAACGACAUCUUUAUCUGGAAUCCCGCCACGUCAAUGACGUCAUCAGACCUUAAGGUUCUCCCGGGCGGGCCUUCUCGCCGUUGCUUCAAUGAUUUUUUGAUCCGUGCUGUAGGGUUCGGUUUCGACUCGGGAUCCAACGACUUCAAGGUGGUCACAGUUGUAGACGCAUAUAGGGUCGGAUGGUUGGAAGCAGAAAUAUACAGCCGAAGAUCUGGAUCUUGGAGAUCGCUUGAUAUGACCGUUAACUCUGAGAUGCAAUUCGUUUCGCAGGGUUUAGCGUUGGAUGGGGGUUUUCUAUGGUAUAACGUAUACCCACACGAAGAUUUUGUGAAAGACAGAAUAGUUGCUUUUGACUUCAGCGAUGAGGAGUUCCGAGUAAUGCAGUUUCCGGAUGUUCGCCUUUUUUGUGGUUAUGGUGAAUACAAGCGGACUCUCACGGAGUUAAAGGGAUCUGUUGCUAUGUUUGUUUUUCCUCCUGAUGAAUUUCGGAAGAAAAAUACGUAUUUGGAUAUAUGGGUCAUGCUUGAAUUUGGUGUUAGGGAGUCGUGGACUAGACUUCUUAGCAUUCGACUCCCAUUGCAUUUGGAAAGACCAUUGGGGUUUUGGAAGAACGGGGAGCUGUUCAUUGAGAAUAGCGAGAGGCAACUGGUCUUGUAUGAUCUUUUGGCACAAACAGAGAGGAAUCUUCAGUUUGAAGGGUAUGGGGGAACGUUAAAAGUUGUAGAUUGCAAUUUUGUUCAGUUUGAAGCUCCCAUUUUAGCUUAUCUUUCUUCUGUCAUCGGGGAUAGUAGGAAUUAAGAAGAGUUCUGGGCGGGUAGGUUUGAUGCUAGCUUUGUUGCCUUGGCAUUUACUGAUUAAAGACAUCCUCGCAAAGGCGCCAUCUUUCUUCAGUAAAAACGUGACUUUCAUAGGCCUCUAGGUCUUUUAAUGGUGCUCUGCUUGAAAAUACAAUAAUUGAGUUUUUGAGACUCCGUUUUGUUAACAACAGGUACUGUUUCUGCCUUCACGGGUAAGGAUUAUCUGUGCUAUGAGUUUCUCUUCCUCGAUAGAGAAUCUCUUGUGCACCAAAAUCUUUGUUAAUAAGAGUCUUAGGAUUGGAUAGAUUGUAGAGAUAGGAACUCCUAUAUGUAGGGCGGGCUUUCAAGACAGAGAUGCAUUAUUAUGUAAAUUUGCUUUCUUGAGAUCCAUUUUGUUGAGUGAAGCUAGUUUGAUACGGAUCAAUUAGCAUCAUUUCCAAAGCCAGGGCACCAGAAUACCACAACCGGCCAUGUUAUGACCGGCAUCACUGGAAAAUGGAGAAAUCAUGCAGGAAAAAUAAAAUCAAAGCUUAUGGUUGAAUCAUCAGAUGAGCCUGUUGUGAUUGAUUGGAGAUUAAUUUGAGAUUAAUUUG
Alnus glutinosa is the source of this 1853-nucleotide messenger RNA. RefSeq names its product F-box/kelch-repeat protein At3g23880-like. Gene Ontology annotation, molecular function: protein binding. The transcript is spliced from 2 exons. NCBI's taxonomy places the organism in Eukaryota, Viridiplantae, Streptophyta, Magnoliopsida, Fagales, Betulaceae. The record is from RefSeq and is a predicted model, not a curated record. The coding region runs from base 95 to 1261 and encodes 388 amino acids.